Anneissia japonica is the source of this 2524-nucleotide messenger RNA. RefSeq names its product solute carrier family 43 member 3-like. Gene Ontology annotation, molecular function: transmembrane transporter activity. The record is from RefSeq and is a predicted model, not a curated record. NCBI's taxonomy places the organism in Eukaryota, Metazoa, Echinodermata, Crinoidea, Comatulida, Comatulidae. The transcript is spliced from 10 exons. Gene Ontology annotation, biological process: transmembrane transport. Bases 231 to 1778 code for a protein of 515 amino acids.
GCAACUUAACUUUCUAUCUAUGGCUCUGACCUCUUGCUCUAUAUACCGCCCCCUAGAAGAUUCUCCAAAUAAUACUAGGCCUAACAUGCUGUUUGUGUUUGCUGGAAAAUGCGUCAAGACAUUUACCAAAGUCCAUGAUAGAUUGGACUUUACGAACAACCCAUUAUAAUUUAUUCAGUAAUUAGGUUUCAUAAUUUAUUGGUCAGAAAUUCUACACAAAAAAAAACACAAUGGAGCAGUACAGAAAUAUUUUUACCUUCUUAUGUAGCAUCAGUGAAUGCCUAUUUUUUGGAGGCCUUGCAUAUGGUUGGGCUAGUUUGGUUUAUGUGGUGAAAGAUCGUGGUUUUUUCAGCGAUGAAUGUGACCAGACUGCAAUUACGAAUGAUUCAUUUGAUUCGUGCGGAGUUCUAGUUAAUGCGACAGAAGGGCAAUGUCCAGAACAAGAUGCUCGAUUACAGCUCGUCUUCACCGUCGCUGCAUUUACAAUUAAUGCAACUUCGUUUAUCAUGGGACCAGUAUACGAUAAAUACGGAACCAGAUUGGUUCGGAUUAUUUUCAGCUUUUUAAUGGCUCUAGCAUUUCUACUGCUGGCUUUCAGUAAGCCUGAGGAACCGAACAUCUUAUUUCCUGCCAUGAUGUUUAUGGCAAGCGGUGGAAUCAUGAUUUUAUUCACUAAUAUACAGGUUGGGAAUCUGUUUGGUCGAUGGCGUUCAACCAUUGUCACAGCGUUAAGUGGUUCAUUUGACUCUUCUGCUUUUGUCAUGUUGCUCGUGAAGAUAGGUUAUGAAGGUGGUAUCUCGAUGCAAACGUCGUUCAUCAUCCUAGCCAUUGCUACCCUGAUGUUCAAUAUUAACACUUGGAUUUUGCUGCCAAUCAAACAUAUACCAUGGCCCCUCCCUAGCAACUGGGGGAAGCCUGAUGCAGCGGUUAAUGGAACGAAAGGAAAAGUUGUCAUAGAGGAGGAGAUGAAGAUGAAUAGUGAGUCAGAGCAAGUAAAUUUGGAUCAAAAAGACAAUGCUCAUGACAGCACAAGUAUGCCACAAUUUUCCGAUCUCUUGGACCGUGAGUAUCCGAACGUGAGAACAUGCUUGGUGUCACCAAUGUACAUCCUAUUGCUCCUCUGGUUGACUGUGAUCCAGUUACGCCACUGGCUUUUCCUGGGUACCUUCAAUCCCUGGAUUAAUGGAUUAUCCUGUGAUAAAAAUGAAGUGAGUCAGUACACUUCUGUGUUUGCAUCCGUCCAAUUCUGUGGAAUUCUCUUUGCUCCUCUCUGUGGUUUACUGCUGGAUAGAAAUCGAAAAAAGAAAACAUCAGAAGGAAAAGACUGCAGUGAACGCACAUUCCUGGAUGACCUUCAAGACAGCAUACUUGCGUUUUUAGUGACGAUCGUUAUCACUUUGCUCUUCUGUAUCAUGACCAUAAUUCCUAUUCUUGAGGUCCAGUAUAUUACGUUCGUGCUACAAGUACUUAGCCGUGCAUUCUUAUAUGGAUUGGCUGCAGCUUUCAUCGCCACAGCAUUUCCAAUGCAGUUCUUUGGCUCGCUCUAUGGAAUGAUGAUGCUGUUGUCAGCCAUUUUUGGUCUCAUCCAGUAUCCUCUAUUCAUCAUCAGUCAGAAGUAUUCUGAUGGUGAUCCAAUAUACGUAAACAUCUUUGUGUUGUUGCUGAACAUGCUUUCGUUUUUGCUACCACUGUACAUAGGUGUCUACGUGAAGAGAAAGCGUACGCUUUGGCGUCAGAAGUGUGGUACUGCACACGCCUUGGCACCAGUUACUACUUAAAGUUUCCUUUUUGUAUCUUACAUUUUUUAAGUUAUCUUAGUUGAAUUCUUUUUUUUUCCUGUGCAUCGCAUUUUACAUUUAAUUUCACCAAAAAUCUUUAAAAUACAUACAAAGGACAAAAAUACUGUAAAGACAAAACUAUACCCUUGUCGGUGACAGGAUAAACAAAAAGCAAACUUAAUUGCUGUGGAGAGUUUUUUCUUCUAACAAGGGUAUAACAGUAACAUAAAAAAAUAUAUAUAUAAAAGUAUAUAUAAAACUAUUUUAUAAAAAUAGAUUUACUGUAAAAGUAGGAAAAGUACAACAAAUUAAAGCAUGAAUGUAAGGACUGUUAAAAUGUGUGAUUCUAGGGCAAAUCGCUCAAGUCUUAAUUUUAUAUUUUCGUAGCUUGAUAUUAUUUUUGAUGUAUUAUCUGAUUUGUUGCUGUUAUCUCUUCUAAAAUAUGGAUUUCUGUCUUUUACUCCCCUCUCUUGGUAGCUCACUGUGAGUAGCAUUAAUGCACUGCCAGUCACACACAUCACAAUGAUUGUAUUUGUGCAAAUUUUAUGUAGCAAUUCUACUAGGAACCGAAUUAAAAAAAGUCUAUAAAAUAAUGUCUUGCCCACACUGACAGAACUGUUAAAUAGUUUGUUUGGAGGGCUUUUUAAAAUUUCCAGAUGGAAAAAUUUACUUCAAUACAACUUAAUAUCAUAUGACUGAUUGAUCCUUAGAUUUUAAUGUUUUACAAUGUUAAGUAAAAAUUAAAA